AAGUCGUAAUGUUUGCGUGUUUCUGUGCGGUGUGUGGAACAGACGCGGGGGCUUUGGCCGUGAAAUGCAGUCAGGCAGUGAGCGGGGCAGCCAUGUCCGAGCUGCUCAGUGAACUCAGAUGAGAUGAGAAGCUUUUCAUCAAUGGAGGAAACAAACUGGACUUAAGACACAGUUUCAGAUCCACUGGACACUAAACAAGUGGCGGCGGCCAUGAUGGAGGACAGUGAGCCGGAUGUGUCUCCGCCCUGCUCCGGGCAGCAGAGCCCCUCCUCCUCCCCCUCCCCCUCCCUGUCCAUCAGCUCCUCCCCGUCCCUCUCCCUCCCCUCCACCCCAUCAUCUGGCCCCCACCACUCCGCCAGCCCCGCCCCUGGCCCGGCCGACACCCCGCCGGGCUCCGCCCCCCCUCUGGGCGUCAUCAGCGAGGGUUUGGGCGAGCUGGGCCCGCUGAUCGACGCUGAGGUGGCCCAGCGGGCGUGUCAGGAAGUCUUGCAGAAGGUGAAGCUGCAGCAGGUUGACGACGAAGCCACUGGCCCGGAGCCUGUCGCCAACGAGUCCACUGCCCCCGCCCCCGCCCCCGCCCCCGCCCCGCCCCCCUCCACCGCCGCCGGCGCCGUCAAACCGCUUAAGAUCCGCGAGGAGGACGACGACCCCGAGGGGCCGGCGGCCGGCUCGGUGAAGAGCGCGCGGCGGCGGCAGCGCCACAACCCCUCCAAACAGUCGUGGCUGCUGCGGCUGUUCGAGUCCAAGCUGUUUGACGUUUCCAUGGCGAUCUCCUACCUGCACAACUCCAAGGAGCCCGGCGUGCAGGCGUACAUCGGAAACCGCCUGUUCAGCUUCCGCCACGACGACGUCGACUUCUACCUGCCGCAGCUGCUCAACAUGUACAUCCACAUGGACGAGGACGUGGGCGACGCCAUCAAGCCCUACGUGGUGCACCGCUGCAGGCAGAGUAUCUCCUUCUCCCUGCAGUGUGCGUGGCUGUUGGGGGCGUACUCCUCCGACAUGCACAUCUCCACACAGCGCCACUCCAGAGGCACCAAGCUCCGGAAGCUCAUCCUGUCUGACGAGCUGAAGCCCUCCGGCCCCCGCGCCCGCCGCGACCCCCCCGCCCUGACGCCCUUCUGCCCCGCCCCGCCCACAGAGCACACCCUGUCGCCCACCAAACGCACCCACCAACGCUCCAAGUCAGACGCCACCGUCAGCAUCAGCCUGAGCAGCAACCUGAAGAGGACGGCCAGCAACCCCAAGGUGGAGAGCAGCCAGGACGAGGACGGCAGCUCCGGCUCUGACAGCGUGGAGUUUGACGUCGGUCCCCCCGUGCGGCUGACCCCUCAGAGGGAGUUCAUCAAGUCCCUGAUGGGCAUCGGGAAGCGGCUGGCGACUCUCCCCACCAAGGAGCAGAAGACGCAGCGGCUGAUCUCAGAGCUGUCGCUGCUCAACCACAAACUGCCGGCGCGCGUGUGGCUGCCCACGGCCGCCAGCCAGCACCACAUCGCACGCAUCCCACACACACAGGCCGUGGUGCUCAACUCCAAGGACAAGGCGCCCUAUCUGAUCUACGUGGAGAUUCUGGAGUGUGAGAACUUCGAGACGUCCAGCGUCCCGGUCCGGAUCCCCGAGAACCGGAUCCGCAGCACGCGCUCCGUGGAGAACCUCCCGGACUGCGGCAUGACGGCGGAGCAGCGAGCCGGCAGCUUCUCCACCGUCCCAAACUACGACAACGACGACGAGGCGUGGUCCGUCGACGACAUCGGAGAGCUGCAGGUGGAGCUCCCAGAGAUUCACACCAACAGCUGUGACAACAUCAGUCAGUUCUCAGUGGACAGCAUCACCAGCCUGGAGAGCAAAGAGCCUGUGUUCAUCGCUGCUGGAGACAUCAGGCGGCGUCUCUCAGAGCAGCUCGCUCAGACGCCCACCACCUUUAAGAGAGACCCUGAGGACCCGUCAGCCGUUGCCCUCAAGGAACCCUGGGAGGAGAAAGUCAGGCGGAUCAGGGAAGGUUCUCCGUACGGUCACCUGCCCAACUGGAGGCUGCUCUCCGUCAUCGUCAAGUGUGGAGACGACCUGAGGCAGGAGCUGCUCGCCUUCCAGGUGCUGCAGCAGCUGCAGUCCAUCUGGGAGCAGGAGCGCGUCCCGCUGUGGAUCAAACCCUACAAGAUCCUGGUCCUGUCGUCGGACAGCGGCAUGAUCGAGCCGGUGGUGAACGCCGUGUCGCUGCACCAGGUGAAGAAGCACAGCCAGCUCUCUCUGCUGGACUACUUCCUGCAGGAGCACGGCAGCCCCACCACCGAGGCCUUCCUGUCCGCCCAGAGGAACUUCGUCCAGAGCUGCGCCGGCUACAGCCUCAUCUGCUACCUGCUGCAGGUCAAAGACAGGCACAACGGGAACAUCCUAUUGGACGCUGAGGGCCACAUCAUCCACAUCGACUUCGGCUUCAUCCUGUCCAGUUCUCCCAAGAACCUCGGCUUCGAGACGUCCGCCUUCAAGCUCACCGCCGAGUUUGUGGACGUGAUGGGCGGCCCCGAUGGCGACAUGUUUAACUACUACAAGAUGUUGAUGCUUCAGGGUCUGAUCGCGGCCAGGAAGCACAUGGACAAGGUGGUCCAGAUCGUGGAGAUCAUGCAGCAAGGCUCCCAGCUGCCCUGCUUCCACGGCUCCAGCACCAUGCGCGGCCUGAAGGAGCGCUUCCACAUGAGCCUGACCGAGGAGCAGCUGCAGCUGCUGGUCGACCAGCUGGUGGACGGGUCCAUGCGCUCGCUCACCACCAAGCUGUACGACGGCUUCCAGUACCUCACCAACGGCAUCAUGUGACCCGUGUGUGUGCGUGUGUGUGCGUGUGUGUGCGUGUGUGUGUGUGUACAGCCAGGAACAAAGACUGGUGACAGACUCUGCAGGAGCGGAGACUUCCUCUUCUUCGUCUUCCUCCUGGAUUUUAUUUUCAGUCUGGACUACAGGCUGGAGGAGCCUCAGCCGCCAUGUUUGUGUGUCCUCUUUUCUUCUUCUUCUCCUUCAUUUGUGAUUCCACUUCUCUCUUCUUCUUUUGUUUCUCUUCUCUUUUCUCUUCUGUCUGUACAUUGAAACCUGUGUUGUGUUUUGUCCCAUUUUCCUUGAGUACUCUGUUUUCUGUCGUCUGUCUUGUGUUGUCGUCAGUUUUGAAUUCUCCUCUUCCUUAUUUUUUUUGGGCAGAAGUUCCUCAUUGGCUGCUCAGGUGGCUUGGCUCUUAGCCAAUCAGCGAGCAGCUUUUCUUUUCCUGAAGUGAAACCAGGACAAAACCACAGAACUGACCUGUGAGCUUUAGUUUUUUUCCGGCUGAUUGACGGCUGCAGCGCCAGUAGAGUAGCAGCGGUAGGCGGGACACGUAGCAACACUAGUGUGUGAUUGGCUGUUGAUGGAUGAUGUCACAAACUGAUAACGGAGGAGAUACGAGGCGGAUCAUCAACAUGGCCGACGAGGCGUGGAGCCGCAGGAGGAGCUCAUGAACCGGCCGCUGCGGGACGACUGGUCUCCAUGACAACAAACUUUAUUUUGACGGUGUCACAGGAAACAGGAAGUUCAAACUCUGUUCGUCAGCUGUCUUCUCAGAUACAAAAAAAAAAAAAAAGGUUUCCUCAAACUGCUGAAAUCAUUUCUGCUAAACUCGUUUUAUUUUCCAGUGUUUUCACCAGGAAACACUCAGUCAAGAACACGUGUUUCCACCUCCAGGGGGCGCUGCUGAGGCCAAAACUGGGCUAAACAGAGUCAAAUAAACAGCGGUCAGUGGGACUUUCACACACAUCAGCUCUAAAUUAAUUUUUUUUUCUCCUGUGUGUCGGUGAAAACGAGCCGCCGCUGGUUCAGAAAAUCCAUAUUUCUCCCAGUCAGCAGCACAGAGCCUCAAUGCGAGUGCAAAUCUGCUCAAACUCACAUCAUUUCACAGCCAUGGAUUAUAAUUUCAGUUUAUAAUCCUGUCUGCAGCAGAAAUAUUGACAGGAACAGUCCAGUUACUGAUCAAUAUCUGGAUCAAAUGGACUGAUCAGUUUAGAGCUUUUAGCCCCACUGACCCACACAGAUUCUGCUCUGUUUAGCAGGGGCUCAGUGCUGCCCCCGGUGGUCAAGACACUGAACUGCACUGUGUUUUUCGGCCAGUGGUUGUGUGGGUUUGGUUCAGCUCUGAUGAAUUAGCUCAGAAAAACCAAAUCAUCUGUGAAAAUGUCCAAAAAGAAAGUUUUGGAGAACAAACUAAAGACUUGAAUGGCUUUUUAUUUUGCAGCAGUGAGCAGAGGAGGUUUCCCCUCAGGGAGCAGACAGAGCUGCUGUGCUGCUGCAGAGGACAGUGAAUGCAGCACAGCGCGUGGGAGGGGCUUUUGGUCAUGUGACCGUCUCUCAGCCAAUCAGAAUAUGAGGAAAUGUCUGCUUGUUAUUUAUCGGACCAGCUGUUCAUCCUUUGAACCUGAAUGUUCCUUUGUAAUAAAUGAAAAAGUUUUUGUCUCUG
Molecule: messenger RNA, 4471 nt
Organism: Myripristis murdjan (pinecone soldierfish)
Lineage: Eukaryota; Metazoa; Chordata; Actinopteri; Holocentriformes; Holocentridae
Gene: pi4kb
Product: phosphatidylinositol 4-kinase, catalytic, beta
Exons: 13
Coding region: 211-2811 (866 amino acids)
Biological process (GO): phosphatidylinositol-mediated signaling; phosphatidylinositol phosphate biosynthetic process
Cellular component (GO): membrane; cytoplasm
Molecular function (GO): 1-phosphatidylinositol 4-kinase activity
Source: RefSeq, a predicted model, not a curated record